Messenger RNA from Neopsephotus bourkii (Bourke's parrot), 1959 nucleotides. It is a transcript of the gene TATDN1, whose product is annotated as TatD DNase domain containing 1. The coding region runs from base 1290 to 1805 and encodes 171 amino acids. Lineage: Eukaryota; Metazoa; Chordata; Aves; Psittaciformes; Psittacidae. Gene Ontology annotation, molecular function: 3'-5'-DNA exonuclease activity. The transcript is spliced from 7 exons. The record is from RefSeq and is a predicted model, not a curated record. Gene Ontology annotation, cellular component: cytosol.
UCACUUUAAACUUGCCUUGUCAGUCAAAAAUAGAAUCUUCUCUGCUCAGAAUUAAGAGUUCAAAAGGACCCAUCCCUGGAGGUGUUUACAGAAUCUCAGAGUAAAAUGGGAAACUAUUUCAGAAUGGGCUGAAUGCCUUGUGUGGGAGUGGCUGUAUGUUGCUCUUUAGAUCCCUGGCAUUUGGAAGGAAUCCUUCAUUCCUGCAAUUUCUAUUUCUAGAUAACAAAAGAAAUUGCAGGGAAUUUCUGGAAUAAAAAUUUUGUUCCAAGGCUGUCUUCUAGAAAUAAGCUGUGUGGAAUGUGUGCUUUUGGUGGGGUUUUGUUUGGUUUUUACUUACCAAUCUGCCAUGACCAGCUUGAACAAGAGAGGUGUCUUCAUGCUUUUCUUGCCUCUCCUUUUCUUGCUGUGGAAAGGAAUGCAUCUCUUCUUUUUUUCCUUAGGCAAAUACCAUUCCACCAAUUACUUAAAAUAUGUAUUUGAACUAAAACACAUGUUAAGGUACUAUUUAUGAACAGAACGAUAGAAUAAUGUUGGUUGGAAUGAACCUGAGGAGGUAAUUUCGUUGUAUCCAAUCCACUUCCCCACUUCUAUCAAAGCAAGGCUAGCUUUAGUAUUAGGUCAAGUUGCUGGGGCCUUAUCCAGUCAUUUCCUCCCCCCUGUUCUUUUACAUUCUCCAUAAAGGUACUUAGCAGGAAUGUUCCUUUUGGCACUAAGAAAUUGAGAUUAGAUACUUUGAUAAAUCAGGCUGGAUGUUUGUGGAAUUCUGUAACAGCUAAUGUAGGGCACACAAGGGAAAUGGCAUGAUGGCUGCAAGUCUUCCAGCUGAGGAUAAUCUGAAGCAUUAUGAAUGAGACGUAUUUCUAGAUCUCAAGAGGUCUCUUCCAACCUUGACAAUUGUAUGAUUUAUUGAGGGUUGCUCCACCAGAAUAAUUCAGCUUUGAGUUGCCCUAUUGGGAGUAUACUAAAUAAUGUGUACUAAAAAUCCACACAGCCCCACUAGAGAUACUGUCUAGAUAGAGAUACUAUCACCAAGAUAAAGAUGUUCAAAGAGAAUUUUCUUUUAAAAUGAUGAGCAAUGGAAGUCCACACACAGAUACUGUCUAUACCUUAUAUAGUUAUUUAUUCUUCCUUAAAACCUAAUACUGUGUUGCUGUAGAUGUGUUUUACAGUACAGUUGGCUGUCAUCCAACCCGCUGUGGAGAAUUUGAGCAGAGUGGUUCUGAACAGUAUUUAUCUGAAUUAAAAAAUCUGAUUGAAGAAAACAAGAAAAAGGUGAUAGCAGUUGGAGAAUGUGGCUUGGGUAUUUUGAAAAGCAGUUUGAGCUGUCAGAGCAGACACAACUGCCCAUGUUUCUCCACUGUAGAAACUCACACGCUGAAUUCUUAGACAUAAUGAGAAGAAACAGAGAUAGAUUUGUGGGAGGGGUGGUACAUUCCUUUGAUGGCACAAAGGAAGAAGCAGCAGCUAUAAUAGAUUUGGAUCUUUAUAUUGGAAUAAAUGGCUGUUCUCUGAAAACAGAAGCCAACUUGGAAACACUGAAAUCAAUUCCCAGUGAGCGGUUAAUGAUAGAGACGGAUGCACCUUGGUGUGGAGUGAAGAACACUCAUGCUGGAGCAAAAUACGUUAAAACUACAUUUCCUACAAAAAAGAAAUGGGAAGUAGGGCACUGCCUGAAGGACAGAAAUGAACCCUGCCAUAUAAUUCAAAUACUGGAAAUAAUGUCAGCAGUAAGAGAAGAUGACCCGCUUGAGUUGGCCAAUACUCUAUAUAACAACACUAUUAAAGUCUUCUUUCCAAAUAUAUAAAGUUGUUUUUCUUACAUUUAUUCAGUACAACUUUACUAAGUAUAUUGCAAAACCUUAAAAAUUAUCUUAUCUGCAAGUUCUUAUUAAUGGAAGCCAGUAUGUAGCUUUAUUUUUUUCCCUAUGGUACAAGAUUAAAGCUGCUUUUGAAAAGGUG